GAGCAACAUCUUCAGGAACAAACAUGUUUUCUUAUCGUUUAGCAGUUCUGUCCAUCUUAGUGCUGUUACUGCUGCAAGUGGUUGAAAAUGAGGCCAUGUCGUUUCCGUGGUCCUGUCCCAGUUUGAGCGGGGUCUGCAGGAAGGUUUGCCUCCCAACAGAACUCUUCUUCGGACCUCUGGGCUGUGGGAAAGGCUUCCUGUGCUGCGUUUCUCAUUUUUGAUGAGGAGAGAGCAGGCGUGGACCGUGGCUGCAGUCAUGAAGACAGACGAUGGAU
Nematolebias whitei (Rio pearlfish) is the source of this 275-nucleotide messenger RNA. RefSeq names its product defensin, beta-like 1 (gene defbl1). The transcript has 3 exons. The record is from RefSeq and is a predicted model, not a curated record. The coding region runs from base 24 to 221 and encodes 65 amino acids. Lineage: Eukaryota; Metazoa; Chordata; Actinopteri; Cyprinodontiformes; Rivulidae.